This is a messenger RNA of Clonostachys rhizophaga, 438 nucleotides long. The record is from the annotation of a GenBank genome assembly. Lineage: Eukaryota; Fungi; Ascomycota; Sordariomycetes; Hypocreales; Bionectriaceae.
AUGAAUGAAUCCACGCAAGGCAACAAUUCCGGCGACCUUACUGAUCCUAAUCAGGAGGUCAGCCUCGAUGAUUUAGUGGCUGAACACCUCGCUCUGGUUCGCGACUUUUCCGAGAAAAUCAAGUUGAAGGAAGAGUUGUUUGGGCUUCAAAUGAGAGCUCAGCAACUACUCACAAAUUCUGAAAUGAGACGCCGAGGCACACCAGUGCCAAAGCCUGAAAAGCGUGUCAGACACAAUGACCUCAACUCCCAACGAUCGUUUUUCAAAGAUGGCAGUGCAGCGCUUGCAACAGAUUUGGAUGAUCUGAAAGCCGUAGAGGACAUGUAUGACCAACAAAUUGCGUACAUCAGGAGCCGGCUCCAAGAAAUCCGGAAGAUUAUUGAAAAGGCCCAUCCUGAAGUUGUGGGCUUCAACGUUGAGGAGACUGGGGACAUUUGA